AUGUCUGCUAGCAAGAUCAUCCUCGCCCUUGCGGCCCUCGGUGCUGGUGUUUCCGCUCAAUCGGGCGGCCUUUGCUCGUCCGCGACCAUCACCGUCGCUGCCCCCGCCGAGGCCACUAUUAACUGCAAGACUAUCGAGGGCUCCGUUGUUUUCAAGGGCUCCGAGGCCCUGUCUGGUGCCAUCAGCAUUUCUGGUCCCGAGUCCAUCAAGGGCGACCUCAUCAUCCGAAAUGCCACUGCCUUGAACUCCCUCUCCAGCUCUUCGGUCAACAACAUCGGCGGCAAGUUCGAACUGACCGGCCUCCUCAACCUCAACACCCUGGACUUUACCGCUCUUGAGUCUGUCGGCGAGAUCUCUUGGGUCUCCUUGCCCGCGCUCGAGAGCGUGCGCUUCGGAACUGAUGGUGUCACCAGGGUCAAGACUGUCCGCAUCUCCGAUACUUUCCUUUCGAGCUUGGAGAGCUUCGGCAUGGCCUCGGUUGGAACCUUCCAGAUUGAUAACAACCAGCGCCUCACCACCUGGGAGACCCGCAUGACCAGCAUUGAGGAGAGGCUCAUCGUCGCUGACAACUCGGCCGAUCUUGAGGUGUCCCUUCCUGCCCUUGUUUGGGCUGCUAACCUUGAUGUCCGUGGCGUCAAGAGCCUCGACGUCCCCCUUCUCAAGGUUGUCAACGACUCCAUUCAGCUUACCUCCAACAAGGCCAUGCAGUCCUUCAUCGCUCCCAACCUUACCCGAACCGGCGACGAUGUCUCCUUCAGGAACAACAACGGCUUGACCAACAUCUCUUUCCCUCUCCUCGAGAAGACUGGCGGCAGCUUGACUGUCCAGAACAACACCGAGUUGGCCGAGAUUAACGGUUUCCCCGAGCUCCGACAGGUUGGCGGUGCCGUCACCAUGCGUGGCAGCUUCUCCGAUAUUGAGCUUCCUAGCCUCGACGAUGUCAAGGGUGCCUUCGACGUUUCUUCUACUCAGGACAUCAGCGAGGACUGCGCCACCUUCAAGAAGCUUGCUCCCAAGAGCAGCGGUGGCAACGGCAAGAUUCAGGGCUCUUUCGAGUGCACCUCGAACAAUGCCAACGCCAACAAGGGUGGCAAGGGUGGCAGCAGCUCUGACGAUGAUGAGGAUGCGGCCGGUAUUCUCGGCGUUCCUCUGUCUCUGAUUGCUAGCGUUGCGGCCCUCGGCGCCCUCGUACAGCUUCUGUAA
Molecule: messenger RNA, 1203 nt
Organism: Parascedosporium putredinis
Lineage: Eukaryota; Fungi; Ascomycota; Sordariomycetes; Microascales; Microascaceae
Source: the annotation of a GenBank genome assembly